AAUAGUUUAGUUAAAGUAAGCACAUGACAUAGUCUUAUAAAUACUAGUUUAUAGUCUUGAAGGCUAUUUCACAGAUCGAAAUUAUGAGAGUGGUUUGUAUUUUAGUAGUAUUUUUAAGUUUUAAGUUUUUAAGUUUUUCAAAUGCAGAGUUUAUUUCUUCGUCUCUUACUGAUGGAGAAAACAAGUCUUCUACAUCAUUGGAAACCAAAGACCAGGAAUGGAACGAGUUGAGCAUCCUUCGACAGAUGAUUAACCAAGAGACUGUUAUUCGUCUCACUUUGGUCAAGAACGUCCAUGCACUGGUAAAUGACGUCACCCUUAUGAAGGAAAGUCUAGCAGCAAGUGACGCAAGAGUUACCGGACAACAGCAGACGAUUGACGCAUUAAAGAUUCAGGUGAAAUCUCUUCAACAGGAAAAUAAUGAACUAAAGAACAGUAGCAGGAUAAGUGAGGCCAGGAUCAUGGAGCUCGAAACUAAAUUACAAACAGUUAACGAGAACUAUGGUACUCUGUACGACGAAUUAAACGUCAUCCAGAAGGAUUCAGAUGACAAAAGGCGGGAAAUGUUUAACAAAACUCAUAGUGUUCUCGAUGAUAUCAAAAUAGAAGUGCGAUACCUCUCGGUCACCCUGUUGGAUUUCAAGGAACACACGGAAAUUGAAAAUGAAUCAAGAGACAAGAAAUACGAAGAACUGGAACGCUAUUUCAACUCCUCAUAUGAAGAUUUGAGAGUUGAAUUAUUUCAAAACAAAAACGACUCUACUAACCGCAAAAUGCUCAUUCAAAAUUUAGAGGAUUCUCAAACAGAAAUGAGAAGAAACUUUACAGAAAAACUCAACAGAACAGUCGCCAAGUUUGAAACACAGUUAAAAACGUGGGAGUAUGAGCAGCUUAAACUGUCGUCUGCUGUGGCUUCGUUGGAAGUGGCCAACAUGAACUUGUCCAAACAAAACUGCGAUAAUAGUAACCACCAUGCAUUUACUGCGGGAAUAUCAUCACGUAACUCUGCUUGGACAGGAGGAACACUAGUGUUCCCUGAUGUAAUAUACAGUGAAGGAACAGGUUACAACCCCAGUACUGGUAUCUUUACAGCGCCGACAGCGGGGACAUAUGUGUUCUAUGUCUCCGUUCAGUCUGAGAACAAACAAGAAAUCCGACUAGACAUAGUUUUGAAUGGAUCCAGCAAGGUCAGAGCCAUGGCUUGGUCCAGUGGGAGCAGCAGUUCGAUUCGCCAGACCGGAACCAACAUGGUUAUCUUACAUCUACAGACCGGUGACAGAGUGUGGGUCAGACGGUACCUUGGCACUGGUUUCUACAGUGAUAGUGCACACGUAAUAACUUUUUCUGGAUUUAAACUUUACUAGUUAAAAUGAUUUGCAUGUCAUUAUGUCUGAUUUAAAGAUCGUUUGAAAAACAAUAAAGCUUGAGAAUAAUUAA
This is a messenger RNA of Magallana angulata, 1437 nucleotides long. RefSeq lists its product as uncharacterized. Gene Ontology annotation, molecular function: protein binding. Bases 84 to 1364 code for a protein of 426 amino acids. NCBI's taxonomy places the organism in Eukaryota, Metazoa, Mollusca, Bivalvia, Ostreida, Ostreidae. The transcript is spliced from 3 exons. The record is from RefSeq and is a predicted model, not a curated record.